CGUGCUGGGAGUGGGAGGGACGAUGAAUGCCAGUAGGGAGAGUGUCCGCGGCCGGUGCGUGUGGUGCUCCCAUUGCUCCGUGUGAGAGGGGAAACCUGUCAGCCAUAAGGGGAGGAAGGAGCGAACGGUUAUUGGGCUUUUGGACCUUAAAAUGGAGACAGUUGUUUGGGAGUACGGUUAAAAGAACGGGCAACAGAGCUUACAUUCCAUCCUUGGAUACCAUAUAGCAACAAGAUGAAGUCCGUUGUAGCGAAGAGGAAGACAGAAGAAAUAUGUUUAUUCCUAAUGUCUGUUCUCCUGCACGGGGGUUACUGAAAUUUCCGUAGUCAAUGAAACUUGGAAACCUUCGGACGUAGGACAUUGGCACUUAAAGGGCACAUGUGGCUUUGCAUUCUCCCAUCAUGGCUGCCUACGUGAUUUCCUGUCUUUGGUUAUCGGUGGUACUUGCCCAGAAAAGCAUGGGGCACAGUCUGUUUGCCUGUGAGCCAAUCACACUAAGGAUGUGUCAGGACCUUCCUUAUAAUUCCACCUUCAUGCCGAACCUUCUGAAUCAUUACGACCAACAAACUGCGGCUCUGGCAAUGGAGCCUUUUCACCCCAUGGUAAACCUGGAAUGUUCCCGGGAUUUCCGCCCAUUCCUGUGCGCUCUUUAUGCGCCGGUGUGCAUGGAAUACGGACGCGUGACGCUGCCCUGCCGCAAGUUAUGCCAGAGAGCCUAUAAUGAGUGCUUCAAACUCAUGGAGAUGUUUGGUGUGCCGUGGCCAGAAGAGAUGGAAUGUAGCCGGUUUCCAGACUGCGAUGAGCCAUACCCCCGAAUGGUGGAUAUCAGCUUGUCCGGAGAUGUGACCGAAGAAACCCCUUUGGCAGUUCAAAGAGACUAUGGCUUCUGGUGCCCCAGGGAACUCAAAAUUGACCCUGAUUUAGGCUAUUCCUUCCUGGGAGUACGAGACUGCUCUCCACCCUGUCCGCACAUGUACUUCCGCAGGGAAGAACUCUCCUUUGCCAGAUACUUCAUCGGCGUUAUUUCCAUAGUUUGCCUCUCAGCCACCUUAUUUACUUUCCUAACAUUUCUUAUCGAUGUCACAAGAUUCCGUUACCCAGAGCGGCCCAUUAUAUUUUAUGCUGUCUGUUACAUGAUGGUGUCCUUGAUUUUCUUCAUUGGGUUUUUACUGGAGGACAAAGUGGCGUGCAAUGGUGCAAACCCGAGCCAGUACAAGGCUGCCACGGUAACCCAGGGGUCCCAUAACAAAGCCUGUACGAUGCUCUUUAUGGUGCUGUAUUUCUUUACCAUGGCUGGCAGCGUGUGGUGGGUUAUUCUCACCAUUACUUGGUUCCUGGCAGCAGUUCCAAAAUGGGGGAGCGAAGCCAUUGAGAAGAAAGCACUACUGUUCCAUGCUAGUGCGUGGGGCAUUCCUGGGACCCUAACGAUCAUCUUGCUCGCUAUGAACAAAAUUGAAGGCGACAACAUAAGCGGCGUAUGCUUUGUUGGCCUCUAUGAUGUCCAAGCCCUGAGGUACUUCGUCCUUGCCCCCCUCUGCCUGGAUGUUGUUGUCGGCGUUUCCCUUUUGCUCGCCGGGAUUAUUUCCUUGAACCGAGUCCGGAUCGAAAUCCCCUUGGAGAAGGAAAACCAAGACAAACUAGUGAAAUUCAUGAUCCGCAUUGGAGUAUUUAGCAUUCUUUAUCUUGUGCCACUCCUGGUGGUGAUUGGCUGCUAUUUCUAUGAGCAAGCCUACCGAGGGGUGUGGGAGACAACUUGGGUGCAAGAACGUUGCAAAGAAUAUCACAUUCCGUGUCCGUAUAAGGUGACACAAACAAGCCGACCGGACCUGAUCCUCUUCCUGAUGAAAUACCUCAUGGCGCUGGUGGUGGGGAUCCCGUCUGUGUUCUGGGUCGGGAGCAAGAAGACCUGUUUCGAAUGGGCCAGCUUCUUCCACGGCCGCAAGAAAAAAGCCGGCGUGAACGAGAGUCGCCAAGUGCUCCAAGAGCCUGAUUUCGCCCAGUCGCUCCUCCGGGAUCCCAAUACCCCCAUCGUCAGGAAAUCUCGAGGGACGUCCACUCAGGGAACCUCUACCCACGCUUCCUCCACUCAGCUGGCCAUGUUAGACGACCAGAGGAGCAAGGCGGGCAGCGUCCACAGUAAAGUGAGCAGCUAUCAUGGCAGCCUGCACCGCUCGCGGGACGGACGGUACACCCCGUGUAGCUACAGAGGGAUGGAGGAGCGCCUCCCCCACGGCAGCCUGUCCCACCUUACUGACCACUCGCGGCACAGCAGCACUCACAGACUCAACGAGCAGUCUCGCCAGGGCAGCAUUAGAGACCUGAGCAAUCCCCUGGCUCACAUUUCCCACGGAACCAGCAUGAAUCGGGUCAUCGAGGAGGACGGAGCCAGCGCCUGAUGGGACGGAGUGUAGAGCUUUAGAAGAGCCGAUACUUAAUGUUGGGCUUAUCUGGUUGGACGGUUCCAGCCCUUGAUGACUGGGAUCCCAGAAUAUGAACAUUCUACUGAGUUUAUAACCCAGCACCCUAUUCUCAUGGGUGGGGUGAAACGACCCAGCACCCUAUUCUCAUGGCCAGGAAUACGGUUGGGUGAAACGACCCAGCACCCUAUUCUCAUGGCCCAGGAAUACGGUUGGGUGAAACGACCCAGCACCCUAUUCUCAUGGCCAGGAAUACGGCUGGGUGAAACGACCCAGCACCCUAUUCUCAUGGCCCAGGAAUACGGUUGGGUGAAACGACCCAGCACCCUAUUCUCAUGGCCCAGGAAUACGGUUGGGUGAAACGACCCAGCACCCUAUUCUCAUGGCCCAGGAAUACGGUUGGGUGAAACGACCCAGCACCCUAUUCUCAUGGCCCAGGAAUACGGUUGGGUGAAACGACCCAGCACCCUAUUCUCAUGGCCCAGGAAUACGGUUGGGUGAAACGACCCAGCACCCUAUUCUCAUGGCCCAGGAAUACGGUUGGGUGAAACGACCCAGCACCCUAUUCUCAUGGUCCAGGAAUACGGCUGGGUGAAACGACCCAGCACCCUAUUCUCAUGGCCCAGGAAUACGGCUGGGGGAAAGAGCAGGGCCAACAUACUGAAGCCCUCAGCCCCGGUUCCCACAAUGGAUUUAUUUAGUGCUUGGUCCCCAUUUCCCAUUUCUAAAUACACAGAGCAACUCUGUGAUCUACAGAAUCUACUUUCAUUCGCUCUCCAGAGCAGGUACGGCCAAUCGGCUUCCUCCCAGCUGCCGUCAAACUACAACUCCCAGCAUUCCUCGACUGGGGUUUAGUUCAAUAGCAGCAGAAGGAACAUAUUUUAGAAAUGCCCCCUGUGCAUAUAUACUGUACUCUCCACCCCGGAGGGGGCGGGGCAAGCCUAAAAGCCUCUCACAUUCAAUUAGCGUGAGUCUUGUAAGCUCUUAACUAGCAUUGAUCCUGCACUUUCCCCUCUCAUUCCCUGGAGCCAAGGAGGGAUAAAAGGCCAAUUUCUUCCUGAAGAACAAAUAAUCUCGGUUUAGAGGCUACGGAUGUCCCAGUGUGGCCUGUAAUAUGGAUCCGGGGACCAGCAGCAAAUACAGGGGCACCAAUAUUGUUCAUAGAAGCUUUUCUUCAUCUUUAGACCCCCCCAACCAUUCUAUUCCGUUGCCAUAGGAACUGGCAGCCCAAAGACUUUGCCCGGGAAUUGGUCAGAGGACCAGGUCUCUAGCAACACUGUAUUAUUAUAUGGACUGGAAUGUAACGUUUUCAAUAGCAGCGGCCGAUAAUUCCUAUGGAAUAGCCCUGCUUGGUAAAUAUGACCUGAUGAUGGUUCUGUACAGGAGUAAAUGUGUAGUAAAUAGUCUGACAGCA
Molecule: messenger RNA, 3831 nt
Organism: Xenopus tropicalis (tropical clawed frog)
Lineage: Eukaryota; Metazoa; Chordata; Amphibia; Anura; Pipidae
Gene: fzd3
Product: frizzled class receptor 3
Biological process (GO): animal organ development; cell surface receptor signaling pathway; anatomical structure morphogenesis
Cellular component (GO): cell surface; membrane; apical plasma membrane
Molecular function (GO): transmembrane signaling receptor activity
Source: RefSeq, marked validated